UAGUCAACUGUUUGCAUUUUAUUUUCCUCAAUUUAGACAUGUUAAAUUUUUAUGAAGACGAUGAACAGCGUGAAACCGUACAGAAAGCAGUAGAAGGUCAUAAGAAUGAGUAUAAGGAAAUAUUCUAUAUUAACAAUGGAUCACAAUCAAAUAUUUAUUGCAGUGCUAAACUGCGUUAUCCUGCUACAACUCAAGAAAGAUUACUUGUCGGUACUUUGAAGGGCAAAGUCUCUUGUUUGGAAAGAAAUGAAAAUAUAGAUUGUCAAAAUGAGUUUCAUAGUUGUCAUGAUAUGCGAGCUAGAGAAGUGUAUUUCUCUUACAUUCCAGGUGAUGCAGAAAUUAUAUCAAUGGAUUCAUUUUAUCGCCACCAAAGCAUUGAAAGAAGCAAAUGUCUGGUUGUUGGUGUUACUCUUAUACUUUUAAAGCCAAAUGAAUCUUCUGCGUAUGAGCCACAGCACUAUUUUAAUAUCUAUAUUGCUUUGGAACCUGGUACAGAAUUUGAUCUUGAUAAACUUGCUCAGGUUUGUCAACAUCAGCGACUUGAUUUUGCACCUUAUCAUCUUCAUCAUGCAGAAAUUUUAGUGAACGACAUCUAUGAAACAGUGUUUUUGUUGGCUGGAAGUGAUGAAAAAAUUCAUUUAUUUAAAGGAGAUAAUCAACAAUGCUUUGCCGAAGAACCUUGCGGAAAUUAUUUCCCUGAAUUUAAUGCUAUUACUGGACGUGUAAUCUGGAUGCAUGUAAAACUUUGCGAUGGUUUUAAACGUCUUUCAGCAUUUGGGUGUGACAAUGGCUACUUAAGAGUUGCUUAUGCUGACUCUAAAAAAAAUGAAAUAAUUCAGAUUUGGACAAUGUCUAUUGAUGGGCCUAUAACUUCUGUCAGGCUGUUUACACUUACUUCAGAAAAAGAGUUGAUAUCUCCUAGCGCAGAAGAAACUUCUAUUUCGCCUCGACCUGUACUUUGUGAAAGUAGUGAAAUCAAUUUACUUGUUACCAGUGCUAUAGAAAUAGCUGUUGUUUAUUUAAAUGUUGUAGAGAAAGGGCUUAAUGAAAUGGUGGUUCUUGACCAAUCUGAUCACUUUGACAGUGUCACAUGUUCUUGCAUUACUGACCUUGAUUGCGAUGGCAACAAUGAAAUCAUACUUGGAACGUAUGGUCAGGAACUUUUGACGUACAAAUGGAAUUUCUCAGAAAAGUAUGGUUGCAAAAAAGUUUCCUUUUAUUUGGCAUGUCGCAAAGAGUUUCCAAAACCAAUUAUAUCAACAGAUUGUUUAGACAUUAUAGGAGAUGGCAUGCAAGAGCUAGUGGUUGUUUCAUUGACUGGAAUGCACAUUUUGCAACAUGAAGUUGAAAGUGCAGCCGAAAAAUUAUUAGAAAAAAUAAUUCGUACUUAUCCAGAUAAAUAUUUACCAAUGUUUGGUGAAAGUUACGAGCAAAAAGAUAAACAUUUACCAAUGUUUGAUGAAAGUUACAAGCAAAAGGAUAAACAUUUACCAAUCUUUGGUGAAAAUUAUGAGCAAAAAGAUUUCUUUUAAUGCUGAGUAGAGAUAUUGUUAAAAAGCAAACACAAAAGGUGCUUUGAUUGUGCUUAAAUCUUUCAGGUGCUUGGACCUUGUUUUAAAAAAGCAGUAAUCAGGAUUUUUAACAAAUUUGGUUUAUUUAAUUUAAUGUUUAUUAUGGAUGUUAUCUUUAAUGGGGUAUUGAUGACUUGGACUGGAUAAAUGACUGGGUGCGUUACUUAUUGAAUCCAAUGAUUAUUUGGGAAUUUGUAUGGAGAAUCCUCUACGGACCACAAGUUUUUGCAGUGCCUAUUAAGUAACUUGUAAUUAAUAUUUGAAACUUAUCAAUGACAAAAAUUAA
Molecule: messenger RNA, 1857 nt
Organism: Hydra vulgaris (swiftwater hydra)
Lineage: Eukaryota; Metazoa; Cnidaria; Hydrozoa; Anthoathecata; Hydridae
Source: RefSeq, a predicted model, not a curated record